Dendrobium catenatum is the source of this 405-nucleotide messenger RNA. Its product is annotated as probable 2-oxoglutarate-dependent dioxygenase DIN11. The transcript has 6 exons. Gene Ontology annotation, molecular function: dioxygenase activity. Lineage: Eukaryota; Viridiplantae; Streptophyta; Magnoliopsida; Asparagales; Orchidaceae. Bases 1 to 405 code for a protein of 134 amino acids. The record is from RefSeq and is a predicted model, not a curated record.
AUGGAUAUUAGUCCUCUUGUGAGUGCGUCCCAUGAUCUGAAUCUAGCAGAAGAUAGUGGAGUCCAAAAGGUUGCAAGAGAGUUGGACAAUGCUUGUAAAGAGGCUGGUUUCUUCUAUGUGAAGGGGCAUGGAAUUCCAGACUCACUGCUAAAUGAAGUUAAAAAUGUUGUACAAAAUUUCUUUGAUCUUCCAUACGAAGAAAAGGUCAAGAUUAAGUUGUCUCCGGCGACUGGAUACAGAGGUUAUCAGAGAAUUGGAGAAAACAUAACUCUUGGAAAACAAGAUAUACAGGAAGCUAUUGAUUGCUAUAGACCAAUGGAACCUGGAGAAUAUGGAACACUUGGUGAAACGAUGGAAGGGCAGAAUUUAUGCCAUCUUACAGUUUUUGUUGAUGGGUUCAUCUAA